This is a messenger RNA of Polychytrium aggregatum, 1349 nucleotides long. RefSeq names its product Saccharopine dehydrogenase-domain-containing protein. Lineage: Eukaryota; Fungi; Chytridiomycota; Chytridiomycetes; Polychytriales. The transcript is spliced from 9 exons. Gene Ontology annotation, biological process: glycolipid biosynthetic process. Gene Ontology annotation, cellular component: plasma membrane. The record is from RefSeq and is a predicted model, not a curated record. Bases 21 to 1349 code for a protein of 442 amino acids.
CCUACUCGCCUGCUCCCACCAUGCCGCCGAUCGCACGAAACGAACGACCCUUCGAUGUCAUCCGUGAGGGUGCCACUGGCUUCACCGGCCAGUAUGUCGCCAAGCAUCUUGCCCUCAACGGCCCCGCGGGACUGAAAUGGGCCAUCGCCGGCAGAAGCGAGUCGAAGCUCAUUCAGGUCCGAAACAAGCUCAUCUCCUGGGCUGGAACCAAGGUCGAGAAUCUGCCGAUCAUCAUCGCUGAUUCGGGUGACUCUGCCAGUCUGGAUGCCAUGGUUGGCCAAACUCGGGUGGUCGCAUCGACUGUUGGGCCUUUUGCAAUCUAUGGCUUUCCGCUUGUGGAGUCGUGCAUCCGAAUGAAGACUGAUUAUGUCGACUCGACCGGCGAGACAGACUUUGUCAAAAAGGUCAAAGACCUGCACCAUCAGCAGGCCGUAGAGGCCGGCAUCAAGAUCGUCAGUCAGUGUGGCUUCGACUCGAUCCCCUCCGAUCUGGGUGCGCUGAUGAUCGCCGACCACCUUCGCACCGCCCACAAAGCCUCCACCACAUCGAUCCAGCUGGUCAACAAGGUGGCCAAAGGCGGUGUUUCCGGAGGAACCAUCGCCUCGGUGUGCAACAUGUUCUCCAAGCCCAUCAAGGAGCUUCGCGAGCUGCUCGAUCCCAGGAUCCUGAUCCAAGAUGAUUUGCCCGAGUCGAUCGCGCCAAAAUCCAAAUCCACCUUUGUCGAAUACGUCCCUGCUCUCAAGGCUUGGUGUAGCUACUACUUUAUGGAGGGCACCAAUAUCCCGAUUGUCCUUCGAUCGAUCGGACUCUUUGCAAAGCGCCACAUUGACCAGGCUGCCCAGGCGUCGUAUGGAAACAACGUUAUGUAUCAGGAAAUGAUGGUGGCGCCGCUCUCCGGAAACGUCAUCGCGGCCUUCAUCCUGUCGUUUGUCUUCAAGUUUGGGGCGGCGCUUUUGUUUUUGAUUCCGCCCUUGCGAACGUUGGUGCAGAGGCAGUUUCCAAGCGGAGCCGGGCCAACGGAGGAGCAGGUCGAGAAGGGAUACUGCCAUAUCGAGCUCCUUGGCGAGGGCAUAACGGACGAGGCCGCCAAGCCCGUCAAGGCUCGCGGAUCCAUCAAGACCGAGUUUGAUCCAGGAUACGGCGAAACUGGCAAGAUGGUUGCCGAAUCUGCCCUUUGCCUCGCCCUCGACCGGGGCAAGCUCGAGACGGCCGACCCGGCAGUCGUGGGACCGUUUGCGCCCUUCCGUGGAGGUGUUCUGACCCCUGCCACGGCCAUGGGCAUGGUCUUGGUGAACCGCCUUCGAAGGCAGAGGAUGGAAUUUGCGGUGUCGUCCGCAGACCAAGCCUGA